AUGGCGAACAGCAAGUCAGUGGUGGCGCUGAUCAAGACAAUGAAGCCGACCUUUCGCUCUAGCAACGACAACGACAAGGUCACCCUAGCCGUCCAUGCCUACUUCUUGGCCUCCGGCUACGACCUCAUCACCACUGGUCCCCACGCCUUUUCCCCUGUCGCCCUCAACUCUUCUUUCACAGAUGAAGUGCGUAUUAAGGGAUGGAACGAGCUCGAAGACCAGUACGUAUUCGUGUACGUGAACCUGGAAGAGGGUUCGAAGAAGGUCCGGGUCAAGUGCCUUGUGAUGGAGGAUGAACUGCAUGUGUUUUGCGCUCUGGCUGAUGGGUCUUCUAAGCAUGUCGAAUUAGACGUUGGGAAUUAUGUAGAGGAAACCGGGGGCGGAAAUUACUCUAGACAGUUUAAGAAUAUGGAGUGGCUGGUGAAAAUUCUCGACUCUUUGCACCCCUUGAUCAAGAGGGCCCAUGAUCAGCCCUAG
This is a messenger RNA of Malus domestica (apple), 477 nucleotides long. RefSeq names its product probable proteasome inhibitor. The record is from RefSeq and is a predicted model, not a curated record. Gene Ontology annotation, biological process: proteasome-mediated ubiquitin-dependent protein catabolic process. Gene Ontology annotation, molecular function: endopeptidase inhibitor activity; proteasome binding. Lineage: Eukaryota; Viridiplantae; Streptophyta; Magnoliopsida; Rosales; Rosaceae.